Dreissena polymorpha is the source of this 973-nucleotide messenger RNA. Its product is annotated as activator of basal transcription 1-like. Gene Ontology annotation, biological process: endonucleolytic cleavage to generate mature 5'-end of SSU-rRNA from (SSU-rRNA, 5.8S rRNA, LSU-rRNA); endonucleolytic cleavage in ITS1 to separate SSU-rRNA from 5.8S rRNA and LSU-rRNA from tricistronic rRNA transcript (SSU-rRNA, 5.8S rRNA, LSU-rRNA); endonucleolytic cleavage in 5'-ETS of tricistronic rRNA transcript (SSU-rRNA, 5.8S rRNA, LSU-rRNA). Lineage: Eukaryota; Metazoa; Mollusca; Bivalvia; Myida; Dreissenidae. Gene Ontology annotation, cellular component: nucleolus. Gene Ontology annotation, molecular function: RNA binding. The transcript is spliced from 3 exons. The record is from RefSeq and is a predicted model, not a curated record. The coding region runs from base 10 to 789 and encodes 259 amino acids.
AUUGACAAAAUGGUUGACCAUGUGGAAGAAAAUCGUGAGGCAUCGAAGAAAAAAUCUAAGAAGCCCAUUGAAAGCGGGAUAAUCUAUCUAAGCAGUAUUCCUACGCUUAUGAAUGUUACCAUACUGCGACGUUACUUUGAAGUUUUUGGCGAAGUUGGCCGAAUUUUCCUUCAGCCAAAUGUAAAAGCCAAGAGCAGGGGCAAGAGAGGAAGGGUUUUCUCCGAAGGCUGGGUGGAAUUCAAAAACAAGAAGAUAGCAAAGUCAGUUGCGGCUUCACUGAACUGCAUGCCUAUUGGGGGUAAAAAGAAAAACAAAUGGCGAGAAGAGCUGUGGAAUAUUAAAUACCUUCACAGAUUUAAGUGGGCCCAUCUUAAUGAGAGACUAGCAUAUGAAAAGGCAGUACAUUCUCAGCGAAUGAGAGCUGAAAUCUCACAAGCCAAGCGUGAGGCCAAUUUCUAUGUCCAAAAUGCAGAAAAGAAUGAAAGACUUAAGAAAUUGGCCAAAAGAAAAUUGAAAGGUGACAAGAAUGAAAAAGUACAAGAAAGUGGAAUAGACCAAGAUUCAAGUUUUGCUGAAAGUGAAAGGAUUUAUAAAGUCAGGUUAAAGGAGACUGAUGAAGAAAUAAUGAAGAAAAAGAGAUUAAAAGAGGCAAAAGACAGCAAGAAAACCAGAAGAAAAAAUCUGAACAGUGAAGAAAUGCAAGGCGAUGAACUGUCAAAACAGAAAUCUUUUUUGACAAAAAUAUUUUCAGCUGGUGCUGGCGCAGAUAGUGAACAAGAGGAUGAUUAAACAUGAAUUCAAGUUAAGAGCCUCAAUGUUGUCCUAUUUCCAGUCUUCAGAGGUUGUCAGGAAUAGAGUGAAGUGUCACUUGAUGUGUAUUGGGAUGAAAGUUUCAUAUUGUUGUUGUUUUUAAACUGUUGUCAAUAUUUUUUGAAUUCUUAUUUAUAUAGAUAUUAAACAAACAAGACACAUU